CCCCUGCAGGAGACGGCGUUCGCCAUGCUGGCCGAGGUCACCGAGAGGGCGCUCGCGCUCACCCGCGCCCCGCACCUGCUGCUCGUGGGGGGCGUGGCCUGUAACCAGCGGCUGCAGGAGAUGCUGCAGACAAUGUGCAGUGCUCGGGGGGUCACGCUCUGCCCCACGGAUGAGAGGUACUGCAUCGACAAUGGGGCCAUGAUCGCUCAGGCGGGCUGGGAGAUGCUGAGGGUGGGUCAGGUGACCGAGCUCGACCAAUCAGGGAUCACGCAGAGGUACCGGACAGACGAGGUGGAGGUCACGUGGCGAGACUGAGCUGGCCCCGCCCCCUUAAUAAAGUCUCCACCCCCUCCA
Strigops habroptila (Kakapo) is the source of this 354-nucleotide messenger RNA. It is a transcript of the gene OSGEP, whose product is annotated as O-sialoglycoprotein endopeptidase. The record is from RefSeq and is a predicted model, not a curated record. The coding region runs from base 25 to 315 and encodes 96 amino acids. Gene Ontology annotation, cellular component: cytoplasm; EKC/KEOPS complex. The transcript is spliced from 4 exons. Lineage: Eukaryota; Metazoa; Chordata; Aves; Psittaciformes; Psittacidae.